Caenorhabditis elegans is the source of this 1067-nucleotide messenger RNA. RefSeq names its product Protein phosphatase 1 regulatory subunit 7 (gene K10D2.8). The coding region runs from base 12 to 1019 and encodes 335 amino acids. The record is from RefSeq and is marked reviewed. NCBI's taxonomy places the organism in Eukaryota, Metazoa, Nematoda, Chromadorea, Rhabditida, Rhabditidae. The transcript is spliced from 6 exons.
AUUUUGCGAGAAUGUUGCAAAUUGAGAAAAUUGUUUCGAAUAAAGGAAAUGGUGAUAUUAUCAAGGAAAUAAUUUCUCACAAUGUUGAUGAAGAUAUCACCGAAUUGAGUCUGAUUCGUCAUAGAAUUCAGAAAAUCUGGCAAUUUGAAAAUACUCCAGGUAUUAGAGAUCUGUCUCUUCGCUGGAAUCUUUUGAAGAAGAUUGAUCAUUUCCAAUGUCUCACUUCUCUGACACGUCUCAAUUUGAAUGAUAAUCAAAUUGAAAAACUCGAAAAUUUGGAAACUCUGGUGAAUCUAGUAUUUCUCGAUGUCUCCUACAAUCGUAUAACGAAAAUUGAAGGACUUUCCGAAUUGAUUAAUUUGGAGGAGCUUCAUUUAGUUCAUAACAAGAUUAUUACCAUUGAAGGACUCGAAACGAAUACUGCUAUGAAAUACUUGGAAUUUGGUGAUAACCGCAUUCAAAAAAUGGAAAAUCUGUCUCAUUUGGUCAAUUUGGAGCGUCUUUUCCUCGGAGCCAACCAAAUUCGUAAAAUCGAGGGACUUGACGGAAUGGCUCAAUUGAAAGAGCUUAGUCUUCCUGGAAAUGCUCUUCAAAUCAUCGAAGGUCUUGACACGUUGUCCGGAUUGAAAUCAAUCAGUUUGGCUCAGAAUGGAAUUCGAAAAAUUGAUGGGCUUUCUGGGUUGACGAAUCUCAAAUCGUUGGAUUUAAACGAUAAUAUUAUUGAGAAACUCGAAAAUGUGGAACAGUUCAAGGGAAUUAGUAGUCUUAUGAUUCGUAAGAAUAAACUCAAUUGUUGGCAAGACGUCCGUCAGUUGAAGAAACUUGAGAAUCUCACAGUCUUGACUAUGGAAAUGAACCCACUUUACAGUUCCGACUACACCUAUCGCAACAGAGUGAAGGAAAUUCUUCCGGAUGUCAAACUUCUCGACGGCUUUCCAAUUUUUUGGGUUCAAGGAGAUCCCUAUCAGCCAAUUCCAGAAGAAUUCUAUGAAGUUUUUGAUAAUCUUCAUGUUAAAUAACUGACUUAGAAUUAUCAACCUUAUUACUGAAUAAAUGAUCUACUUGUG